UAACUCGCACAUUGUCAACUGCCAAUUUCUCUCUAUAGAUUUCAAAUGCUCUGACUAUUCUAUAUAUAUACAUAUACGCAAUUAUAUACAUAUACAAGCAUGGCAAUGGAAGCGACCGAAUCUCUACAUAACGGGUCGUCAUCGGAGGUUCAGCACUACCAAUCUUCGCCUCCUCCAGGAAACGAGGAGAGGACAACUCAUCUUAGAUUCCUUUUAUCAAAUGCUGAAGCUGGCUCUAUUAUUGGAAAAGGUGGCUCCACUGUUAAUGAUUUCCAGUCACAAUCUGGAGCACGAAUCCAGUUGUCACGCAAUUUUGAGUAUUUUCCAGGAACAUCUGAUAGGAUUGUCAUGGUGUCCGGAACAGUUGGUGGCACACUGAAGGCAGUUGAUCUCAUUCUUACUAAAUUGCUGGAUGAGUUUUAUGUGGAAGAUGGCAUUGAUGUUGAGCCACAAUCCAAAAUUAGGCUGAUAGUGCCGAACAGCUCUUGCGGUGGAAUAAUUGGAAAGGGUGGAUUGAUCAUAAAGUCAUUGAUCGAGGACUCUCAAGCUGGCAUAAAGAUAUCACCGCAGGAUGAUUUUCGCCCUGGGUUGCAUGAUAGAUUAGUAACAGUGACUGGUACUUUAGGAGGGCAAAUGCGGGCAAUCGAGCUUAUCCUACUGAAAUUGGUAGAAGACCCAUAUUAUCAACAGUCUGCCAGUGCUCCAUUCGCUUACACAGCAGUGGCAUACAAUGGGAUAAACUAUGGACUAAAUGGAGUUGGAGGGAAGUAUCAGAACAAUCUGGCUCAGAACAAGGAAGACAGAAAUUGUUCUGUGACUAUUGGUGUUGCAGACGAGCGUAUAGGACUAGUUGUGGGCCGUGGUGGAAGGACUCUCAUGGAGAUCAGUCAGCUUAGUGGGGCUAGGAUAAAAAUAUCUGAUAGGGGUGAUUUCAUGGCUGGGACAUCAGAUAGGAAAGUUACAAUCACAGGGCCCCAAAGAGCCAUUCAUGUAGCCGAGUCCAUGAUAUCUCGGAAAGUUGCUUCAGUUUCUGAGAGAAAUUAGAAUUGCUCAAGAUUGUAUUGUGUAAAGGAAACAAGUUUCACUGGCUGCGUUGGUUCAUAGUUUAGCUAAUCCGUGAGCCAAUGAACUUCAUACUCAAAAGUGCUUCCCAAGCCAUAACCCGAGCCACCUCUCCCUUUCCCACCUCCACCCUUUCCAAAAUUACCACCCAUAUCGGCAACCACUCCCAGAUCUUUUCCCAGCCAUGCCAAGUCUUGAUCCACCUCCUCCUUUACCUCGAGCCACUUUUCCCUACCUGGCAAUGAAGACAAGUUUCAUGAACAACAAAACCAAGAAUCCAGCACCAAUCCCCUUGGAUUGAGCCACUUCCAAAUCUAACGUAGGAAAUAGCCAAAAAAGUAUAUUGACGAUGGCAUGUUUCGUGUGAAGAGAUACGGGAAUCCUCAUGACUUGUAUCGAAGGAUGUUGAGCAGUCUAAAUAUUCAUACGUCGCGAACAAGAACUUUUCCAAAGUUGCAAGUGCUUCUUUUACUAUAAUUUUGGAGGGAUUUUUGUGUGUGUGUGUGAUGUUGCUCUUAAGUGUUUGCAAGUUGUGAGUCUUACGAAAUAUGUGAAUAAUAAGUAGAAAUUAUGUUCUUACGAAAUAUUUAAAUAAAAAAUAUGUUUGACUUAAAUUAUAAUUUAAGCUUUGCCAAAUGAAGGUGCUAAUUGA
This is a messenger RNA of Olea europaea var. sylvestris, 1714 nucleotides long. Its product is annotated as protein BTR1-like. Gene Ontology annotation, cellular component: cytoplasm; cytosol. The record is from RefSeq and is a predicted model, not a curated record. Gene Ontology annotation, biological process: regulation of gene expression. NCBI's taxonomy places the organism in Eukaryota, Viridiplantae, Streptophyta, Magnoliopsida, Lamiales, Oleaceae. The transcript has 9 exons. Gene Ontology annotation, molecular function: mRNA binding. Bases 100 to 1044 code for a protein of 314 amino acids.